Molecule: messenger RNA, 285 nt
Organism: Loa loa (African eye worm)
Lineage: Eukaryota; Metazoa; Nematoda; Chromadorea; Rhabditida; Onchocercidae
Exons: 2
Coding region: 1-285 (94 amino acids)
Source: RefSeq, a predicted model, not a curated record
AUGUUUUACUGGUUUUUAUCCUACCUUUACAUUAUUCGUGUCCCACUUGUUGAAACCGUUGCUGUCGUUUCCGAUUUUCGACAGUUGGAUAAUAAUCUAAUAGAACUUCAUGAAACACUGAUUGCUACUGACAGCCAUUUACCAUCAGUCAAGAAGAUUGACAAAUGCAAUUUAUGUGUGGUUUUUCUGGAAGAUUUAAAAUUGGUCAUCAAUGGAACAGCGUCCCCAGUUGUCAGCCAGGCAAAAGAAAGUCGAAAAAUCAAUUUGUCACCGGGUAAACUCUGA